Molecule: messenger RNA, 3280 nt
Organism: Pungitius pungitius (ninespine stickleback)
Lineage: Eukaryota; Metazoa; Chordata; Actinopteri; Perciformes; Gasterosteidae
Product: vacuolar protein sorting-associated protein 37D-like
Exons: 5
Coding region: 190-1074 (294 amino acids)
Biological process (GO): ubiquitin-dependent protein catabolic process via the multivesicular body sorting pathway; protein targeting to membrane; protein targeting to vacuole
Cellular component (GO): ESCRT I complex
Source: RefSeq, a predicted model, not a curated record
UGCUGAUGGCUGAUGAGGUUGAUCUGUUACUCUCAGGGGACUCCUCUGUUUGUCAGGGACGGACUUUCAUUGACAAGCAGCAACGCUCGUCUCUAAAAGGAUUAGGGCUACAUAUAGCUGAGGCAAAGGACUUCCGAGGCACUGACUUCUAGAGGCAUCGUGGACGUGUAGCUUUUCGACAGCCCUUGAAUGCACCACUAUCGGCGUCACGUGGCGCCCCACCUGGACGGAUCGCGAACAAACGGGUACCAAACUUUGGUGAAGCGAAGAGGAGUGGUCAUGUCUCUCUGGGUGCCGUUUGGUGCUCUGAGGACAGGAGAGCUGCGAGAGAUGCUGGAAGAUGAAGACAAAAUAAAUCGGACCAUCAACUGCCGUGAGAAGUUCCAGGUGCUGCAGAGGGCUGCAGAGAAGAUGCAAGUUUCAAAUAAAGAAAUCGCCAAAAUCGGUCUUUCUCAAAAACCUAAAUUUAGAGACACUAAGUUGCUACUCGCAAUGAAGUACAGGCUGCUGGAAAACCUUAAAAGCAUCAUCCAGGUCAAACAAGAACAAAUUGCAGAAAAAUACACUCUCCAUGAUGCUUUGCGCAGUCUCGUGCAGAAGAUUAAACAUGGAGAGCAAGAGAGCGAAACGCUGUUUCAGAGGUUUGCAGAGGGGAACACCUCGCUGGAGGAGUUCCUGAAUUCUUUUCUCAGCUUGCGGAAACUCCAACACAUCAGGAUGACUCUGGUGACGAGACUGCAGGGAAUAAUUGAACUUGGUUCAUUCCACAGACUCAAUGAGAUUCACCCUGAACGUCAGCAUUUUUACGCAGAGGAAAUACACAACACCUGCCUCCCGGCGUGCAGCCUGACCGCAGCUGUCGUCUUACCCGCCUGCUGCCGCCCCACAUUCCUUCUGCCCUUUGCUGGCCUUGCAAACACCGCUCACCGCUUUCACCAUUUACCAUUUUGUCCCGAUUACAACGAGUCCCUUCGUCCAGGAGCGCGCGGACGGGGCUCCAAAUGGCCAGCGAGACCCGUCCAUCUCCAGCCUCUGAAGGUGCAUCAGAGAAGACAUCAACAAGCACCACGAUGAAGUAAAAUGCAGUCUUGGAUAUCUGCUUUGUAUUUCAUAGCAAAGGGGAAAUAGUUCCUGGGUCAGUUCCAUCGUUGAGUAUCAGAUUUAAACUUUGUGGAAAUGUUCAUUAAGUUGCAUGUCUGACAUUAACUCCUAUUUGGAGCGGAGUACGUUAUGAGAAAGUUUAAUGAUAUUAUUUAAUCCAACUGUUUUCCGAUCCAAAAUCCCAAAAAUGUCACGAUCCAAGAACUUUGAACUAUUGAAAAAUAUGAUUGUAUAUAAUAUUUAACCUUAAAGGUUGUGCUAUUCAUUAUUUAUAAUAUUCCCUUAAAAACAACUAGAAAUUCUCCUUUAAAAAAAAAAAAUCUAAAGUUCAAAUCAUUUCAGGACAAAUUCUGUGAUGAAAUACUGUAAGUGGUUCCUUAUUAUUUGUAUAUUGGACAAAUUGGCAUUGGUGGUUUCACACCAAAGUCUUCACCCCGAAGGGAAUGGUUCUAAAACAAUUAGCAGGGAAAAGAAAACUUAACGUAUCCAAGAACAAAUACGUAUUUAUCUGCAGGAGGUAGAUGAUCGAUAGCCACACAGACAGAGAGACACAGAGGGAGAGAUGGUUGAAGGGAGCUGACUACAUUAUCAACUGAAAGUGAGAACACUGGUUCAGCCAGAUGACAACCACACCGACUUUAAAUAAAUAGUUCAGCUGCUCGUAAAGAAAUGUGCAGCAUCAUAUCUGGUAAAAACGAAAAAGAGUGCUUCCUCGAGUCAGAAAUAUGUUGCCUACUGGUUCAGUGAACUUGAACUCCUCGUUGACACUCGAUAUCUCUGAUCAUCUGUGUGCAGGGACUCCUGCUAAGGUCUGAAAAGGAGAGAGAACAACGCUUUUAUUUUCGCACUUUCCCCAUCUUCAUCUUAACAUCUAUUAGUAUAACUUCUUCCGUGUCUUUGUGUGGGACCCAACCCAACCAAGUGGCAGCCUGCCUGCAUGCCUGCCAUGCUGACUCAACUCUCCAGAACCCUCACUGGCAGGACAGGAGAUGAUUAGCAAGGUGGAGCCCGCGGGCUUUUGUUGCAUCACAGACUUCAAUUACAAAUUUGUCAGCAGCCUCUUUUGCCAUGUCUGAAAGGUUUUCCAUUGGCUGUCAGUAUAAGACACGGAUCGCACAGUUAGGGGUCAUUCUAUCUUUGUAUUGAAUAGUCGCAUUUAAAGGGGAUUAUACAGUAGAGUAUCCAUGACAGCAGCCUGUAGUAGAUGGUGCGGAAAUGCAGUGAUACUCAGUGGGUUUGUCCUACAUAGAUUAUUUGUUAAUGUUGACAGUGUAAAAUUGCCCUUUGAUCAUAUAUUCUUGUUUAUUCUUGUAGAUUAAGUCCAGUGGGUAUGGUUCCUAUUUUGAUUAUGAGAUUCACAGAUGUGAACAUAACUGCAAAUUAUACUUCCCAACACCUAUAUAAUACGUAAAUUGAUUGAAGCCACUUUUCAAUUGACAGAAAAUCAACUCUUCCCAGAAAUUCUCCGGUUCCAGCUUCUCCCCUGUGGUGAUUUGUUACCCUUUGCGACCGCACAAAAGACACACUUUUCAUAUUUCAAACAUUUCAAAGAUUAACACAUGUAGUUUGUGGGAAACAAUAAUUCCAUAAUGUAAUAUAACAGUUCCACAUAGUGUUGUAUGAGGUGGCAGUUUGCUGAAAUGUGACCCUCCACAAGCACUGACUUUAUUUUGCCACCAGGUGGCAUCGUUGACCGUAAGGUUGAAGAGGAUUUAUUUAAGAAAAAAAUAAUUCAAUUUCCAACAUUCAUUGCAGGGAAGAACAAUACGUAUUUUCACGCCAUCCUCACCUGUAGGGGUGAAGAGGUUCUUGGUAUCUAAGUUCACAUUCUUUUGGUUACAUGGCUUGCUUUUACACUUUAGGAUAUGGGAUUCACACGUUAAAACAGCUUAAUGGCAAAUCAUCAUCACUGUUCAGUUUGACCUGAACUCUCCUCCUGAUUGCACAUGAUCACCUGAUUGGAUGUAUUCUCAGUAUGUCAUUGAGUUGGUCUUGUCUCAGAGAAGCUGCUCACACUCCUUUAUGUAAGCUGUUAUUUCACUAGUGGUUGAAUCGGGCGGAAAGGCCAACCAGAGCCGGACUUUCACUAUGGAAUGCCGUUUUAUUCAAAAUUAAAUAAAUGAAUAAAUACAUAAAUAAAUGAAAUAUACAUUUGAAAUACAUCGUGAAAUAAAUAAAU